AUGAACUUUAAAUUUAGCCUGUGUGGGUGGGUAGACUGAGGGUUGCUUAUUAGUCUGACUUUUAGGGGUUGAGCUGUUUUUUAUAGGACUUUUUUUACAAAUAUUCAUUUUUUUAACUUUUAAAACUAUGAAAAAAUUUUUUUUUUGAAAAAAGUUGAAUAUGUUGUUAAUUUUUUCUUUUCUUUUUUUACCUUGCCCUAGAAUUAAAUUACUCGCCUUCAAUUAGAUUUACUAACAAGUUUCUAAAUAUGAAAGUUUCGGCUUUAGCUUCGGAACCGGAUCUUUUUGAGCACUCUGGUACUUUGUGUAAUAACCAGAGUUUCCAAAUAAAAAACUUCUUGUUUUAGCUUUGGAACCGGAGCUGACUCGAAGCUGGAGUUAGAGCUGGCCCGAAGCCGGAACCGGACUUGCCCCGGAGCUGGAGCUAGAACUGCUUUUGAAACCGAAAUUGGACCUGCCCUACAGCUGAAGCUAGGGCUGGCCCGGAGCCGGAACUGGAGUUUCUCCGGAGCCGGAACCGGUGCUACCCCGAAGAAGCUGAAACUGCCUUGGAGCCUUAGCUGGAGCUGCCCCGGAGCCUAA
This is a messenger RNA of Bursaphelenchus okinawaensis, 582 nucleotides long. The record is from the annotation of a GenBank genome assembly. NCBI's taxonomy places the organism in Eukaryota, Metazoa, Nematoda, Chromadorea, Rhabditida, Aphelenchoididae.